Molecule: messenger RNA, 840 nt
Organism: Carya illinoinensis
Lineage: Eukaryota; Viridiplantae; Streptophyta; Magnoliopsida; Fagales; Juglandaceae
Exons: 2
Coding region: 28-840 (270 amino acids)
Molecular function (GO): protein binding
Source: RefSeq, a predicted model, not a curated record
UAUAUAUAUAUAUGCUCAUAGAUUAAGAUGGAAAGAAAGAGUACUGCCUUUUCUGCGGCUAUUCCUGAAUUGAUUGACGAAUAUAAUUAUGCGGAAUGGGCGAUUCGGAUGCGAACCUACUUAAAAGCUCAAGAUCUUUGGAAGGACAUCAUUGACGAUAACGGAAACCCAAUCCCAGCAUUUCUUCAGCAAGAAAACGAACAUGAAGCUAUUAACGAUUGGAGAAGGAGGAAUUACAUGGCUUUACAUGUGAUCCAGAUUUCAUGCGGCCCAGACGCACUUUCCAAGAUUAGGACCAUUAAUAGUUCAGCCAAUACUGCUUGGCAAAUUUUGAAAAAGAAGUAUCAGCUUGAUAUGGGCAGCGUCAACAAGAGCUAUCUUCUGUAUGCGGACUUGUACAGGGCUGUGCUUCGUGGUAGUUGGCCUGUUGCAGAGGACUUUCUUAAUUCUCAACCUGAUGCAGUAAGGCAGGCAAUCACAUAUAAAGGCGAAACGGCUCUUCACAUUGCUGUUGCUGUUGGACAUGCCCAUAUAGUCCAGGAGUUGGUGGGUCGAAUGUCGAGAGAAGACGUCGGAAUUGCAGAUGGUGACGGUUACACAGCUCUAAUGACGGCUCUUGUGUAUGGAAGAUCAGAUCAACUGGUGCAGUAUUUGUAUCCUCUCACUUCGCUGAAUGAUCUGGUCCUUGCAGAAAAAGGUCGCAAGGGAGCUAUGCUUCUUACCCGUGCAAUAUAUACCAGAGAUUUGGGUAACAUUAACGUGCUCGAUCUUUGCUUUACUUACUAUCCAAUUAAUAUUAUUGUCCGUUAUUGCCGAUCAUUUGAACUCUUGUCAUUAUAA